Messenger RNA from Vanderwaltozyma polyspora DSM 70294, 687 nucleotides. It is a transcript of the gene PRP38, whose product is annotated as U4/U6-U5 snRNP complex subunit PRP38. NCBI's taxonomy places the organism in Eukaryota, Fungi, Ascomycota, Saccharomycetes, Saccharomycetales, Saccharomycetaceae. Gene Ontology annotation, cellular component: precatalytic spliceosome. The record is from RefSeq and is a predicted model, not a curated record. Bases 1 to 687 code for a protein of 228 amino acids. The transcript has a single exon.
AUGAGUAACGAAUUUCUUGUAGAGUCCCACCUAUCAAACAAGCAAUUGAACAAUCAGUCAGUUUCUCUAGUGAUUCCAAGAAUCACUAGAGAUAAGAUUCAUAAUUCAAUUUACUAUAAAGCCAAUUUAGAUAACUCAUCAUUAAGAGGAUUAAAUAUGUUACAACUAAUUGAAGUCAUUGUUCGAGAUCUGGGAACAUUAAAGGAUAAAAGUGUUAAUCAAGUAUGCUUCUUAGGAGGAGUCGAAUUCAAAUGCAUUCUAAUGAAACUUAUUGAAAUAUGUCCAACUUGGGAACAAUUGAUGACUAUAAUACAGAUGCAAGAUAAUGUAAUAGAUAAUUUUGAUAAUAAAUAUUUAGUGGCUCUAGUGUUGACAUAUAUUCGAAUUCAAUAUUAUUAUGAUAAUGAUGAGGUUAAUUCUAAAAAGUACAGAGAACUCUUUUCAAAAUGCAUUAGUGACUAUAGGAAACUGAAAAGUGUCGCAAUGGAUACAGAUUGUUGGUCAAUGUCCCAAUCAAUUGAAAUAAAAAUAAUACAUCUAGAUGAGCUAGUGGAUUGGCUCUGUUCAGAAGAUGAAAUAUGGGGAAUACCACUUGGUCACUGUCAAUGGUCUGACCUAAAUGCAAGUGAUGAGGAUGAUGAAAGUAGCGAUGAAUCUUUAUCGUCUAGUGAUGAUGAAUCUGAAUAA